UCUCUUGUGUGAAGAAAGAGAAGAGUAAAGAGGUUUGAGGAAGUGAGACAACACUCGCUAUAAGAAGCCUUGCUCUCCACACAGUGAGCAGUAGUUUGAGUCAUCAGUCAGACAGACAGACAGAUAUGGUCUCUCUGCCACACAAAGAUCAUGGAAAAAACAGAGUUCAGAGCUGGAGAUUGUGUCUCUCUAUCAUGUGAUGGGGCUCCGAGAGACUGUUCCAGUAUUACCUGGCUGUUCAGUUACAAGAAUGGUACGACUGAUACAUUGUUUGAAGGAGGGAAGUUUAAGUCUGAAGGCAAGAAAGGAAGACUACAUGUUACAAAGGAGUGUUCUCUGGAGGUAAAGCUUCUCAGAAAGAGAAAAGAUGUAGGUCGUUACACCUGCAGAUCCUUUCCAUCAGCAGAUGUACAGCAUGAUCAUGCAACGCAUCAACUAGAGCUAAUGACAAGCACAAACAGAUCAACCACAACCACAGUGAAAGUAGCAAACACAACUUGCACAAGCACAUCCAAACCAACAACUCCAGCAGUGAAAGGAGCAGCCAGCAGCAGCCCAACAUCAAGGCCCCCAUCAACAUCAACAACACCAACAACACAUAAUACAACGAACGGUGGAUCUCCUACAGCACCACCGUCCCGGGGGUUGUAUAUAGGAGUCGGGGUAGCGCUGGGUACAGCGGUCCUGUUGAUCGUGGGCCUGGUUCUCCUCAUUCGCUGGCUCAGAAGGAGAGGAAACAAGAGGCCAAAGGACACCACAACCAUUGAUCUGAACUCUAUCAGGGACACCCCACCAGUCAUAGGAGGCCUUCAUGACCAGCAUCUCAGUGUGGACGGAGAUCAGGGCGGAGGUCCAACAUACGCCUCUAUUGUCCUGCCUGAGGGACAGAGGAGCGUGGCUACAGCACAGGUUGAGGACGAUUCCAGCGAUGCAGUGACCUACUCCUCAGUGAGGGCCUCUCCCAGAGGUGGAGAGAAGGCUGGUGAUGUGGACGUACACUACGCCACCGUCAACAAACGGGGAAAAUGACAAAACAUCUGUAGAUGAGUACUUGAUAAAACAGAGCCAACAGCAACCGGCAGUAGCAAUUAAGGUUGUAUUCAAGUUUAGUAUAUUAAUAGUAAUCUUCAGAAAAUAAAUUGGAUCAAUAAUUGCUGAAUGAAUUGCUGAAUUUUCGUAUGAGAGAAGAUAAGAGGGAAAUGUAAACUGGAAAACCUACAAUUCCUGAAGAAAUUGUACUUAUAUUCCAUUACAUGCUUAUGAGUGUCUAUAUAUCUGUGUUUAUCUAUGUGUACAUUAUGUUCCCGUAUGUGUACGUAUGUUUGUGAAUGUAUGAACUAGUUCAAUGCUACCAGCAGUUUAUUUCCGACCACUUUGUGAGCUCAGCUUGUCUCUGUUGUUAACACAGACGUCCCGUUGAAGGUUGUGUGCGAUGUGUGCAUUGGAAAAUUCAAAAGUUUAAUAUCCUAAAAAGUAUUGCCUAAUUAGCUCAUCAAGUUUAUCAUUUUGAUGUACAAUAUGUGUAUUUUGUGUAAAUAUUGAGGGAGUAGAUGCAGUUUAUACACAUUACUUGGUUUCCAUUUUUUGCUUAGAAAAUUCUUAGCACACUAUUUCACUAUACUUCCUAUUUUUUUGACUUUCUAUGUCAUUGUUUGUGCGAGCAGAUAGAGACCGGUGAAACACCGGAAAGGGAAGAAGAAGUGUGAGAAAGAACAGUAGGCCUACUUGCCUUGCUUGCGGGUUUGUCAGUAAUAAGAAGUAUGCAAGGGAAUUGCUUGCCCUGCUCGCAGCAGUGCAACUAAUUACCAUGAAGUAGGCCGGUUAUUACCAAUCAACAAAGUUAAUUAAGGUGAAUUAUAAUUUACUUGAAUUUCCCGACUGGAAUCAAUACAGUAGUGUCGCUUGUCUAAUACAAAUGCUUGUAUUUAGAUGGCCUUUAGAGGGCGCCAUAGACUAAACUGAUGGGGACUUGUAAAAAGUAGCUCUAUAAAUGUUCUUAUUAAACACCGACAGCGAGACCUAAUCGAAAGGACAUAAAGCGUUAAAUUCACCGUAUUACGUGUGGUUAAGUGAUGGAUGUGGAUCAAAGAUUAGUUUAACUCAAAGAUUUAGUUAACACGUAGCCUAUUGCUUGGAUAGGCAUGACACCUUAUGUUUUGGAAUUAUGUUAAUAGUAUUGAGUGUAAUUUGGUGAGCUUUAUACUAAAGAUUUCUGCAACAAAA
This is a messenger RNA of Gadus morhua (Atlantic cod), 2223 nucleotides long. RefSeq lists its product as uncharacterized. The coding region runs from base 151 to 1029 and encodes 292 amino acids. The transcript has 10 exons. NCBI's taxonomy places the organism in Eukaryota, Metazoa, Chordata, Actinopteri, Gadiformes, Gadidae. The record is from RefSeq and is a predicted model, not a curated record.